Molecule: messenger RNA, 705 nt
Organism: Dreissena polymorpha
Lineage: Eukaryota; Metazoa; Mollusca; Bivalvia; Myida; Dreissenidae
Exons: 5
Coding region: 22-705 (227 amino acids)
Source: RefSeq, a predicted model, not a curated record
GUGAUCACCCCAAAUUACGAGAUGGACUGCAACGUGAGAGUGAAGUGGCACACAGGAGCGGAGACCUUUGCGUUCUACAGUCGCCAAAGGUACUGGUGUGGCAUGUUCGACUACAGCCCCGUGUGUAUGCCGGUGUUCAGCAUGGGCCUCACUCUACAGGACCUGCAUACCUUGGCCCUGGGGACGCGCUACAGCAUGAAGUUCUACGUGGAACGCUCUGACGAGGUUGGAUCUGUUUCCAUGUACCACGUGUCCAGCAUAAUCCGAGGUCACGGUCUGACCUUGUAUCGAGGCCACGUUAUACCGAGGUUACACUGGGAUAUUUUUUUCGCCGCCACCUUCAUAGUUCUUUUCAUAGCAGUUUUUGCUGUCUUCGCCAUAAGGCAAUAUUCAAAACGAAAAGUGCACGUGGCUAACAAGGAGACGUCGGACAGCGCCACAACAGACGUUGCCGUCGAGCUGACACAAAUUCUGCAGCAGACGGACUUAAGCAACGCUCCAGACGUUAUUAACAACGAAGUCCUCAUCGUGGAUGUUGCCAUGGGUUGUGCCUGGUCCCAGCCCAAUGAUAUGGCUGCAUGCUCUCAGCAGUUAAGUAGUUGUCAUGUCGUCGUCUUUGUACUUCUCCCAGAUCGCGAAGAGUCGCCCAUGCACUUCUUUGAAUAUUUUUCGGUGUUCCUGCUUCAGGGCGUGUUCCGACACUAG